Molecule: messenger RNA, 2924 nt
Organism: Hippoglossus stenolepis (Pacific halibut)
Lineage: Eukaryota; Metazoa; Chordata; Actinopteri; Pleuronectiformes; Pleuronectidae
Exons: 12
Coding region: 758-2416 (552 amino acids)
Biological process (GO): immunoglobulin mediated immune response; cytokine-mediated signaling pathway
Cellular component (GO): external side of plasma membrane
Molecular function (GO): protein binding; cytokine receptor activity
Source: RefSeq, a predicted model, not a curated record
AUAUUGUUUUUUCUUUUCUUUGAAUUUCUUUGUCAUUCUAAGGUUUUGCUUGUGGUUAUAAGAGAAAAUUUAAACUGGUAACUCAAUAUGAUUAUAAUUCUCCUUGGUUGACUUGAAAAUUGAAAAGGGGUUACAUUUUAGUUUUUAAAGAUUCUGAACUGUACAAUUUGUCAUGGAAACCUGCUAACGCCCACAUGAGAUGGAAAAACGAGAAUCAUAGCCAAUAAUAUAAAGAAAGAAAUACGCAACAACACACAUUUUCCUGCCACACAUCUCCCCCUGCUUUGAACAGAUACACAAUGUUGAAUAUAACUGGUAGAAAACAGGGAAGUGAGACAGCAUAUGCAGUUCCUCGUUUUCUGUGUAAUCAAAGAACUUAGCAAAGGGCAUAUCGGAAUAGUUUCAACCUUCCAUUUCCCUUAAUGGAAGCCGUACAAGCAACACGAAGAGGAGGCGACCUGAUCCUUUAUCUCGGCUCUUCCAGCCAGAGGGAGUAGCCGUCUUAUCCCGGUCGUAACUGAACAACCUGAGUCCACCGCCAUGGAAAGGACUUCUCGAUCGUGUGUUAGUCUGACAGAACCGGCAGAGUUCUCGCAGGACGGGGAGUCAGGUGGAAUGAAGCCAGCACUUUGAAGCAGCGUCAUCAACAGAGUGAGAAGGAGGAACGAGGGAGUUACAGGCCGGAGCAGUCGACCGUCUCUCUGGAAACAACAAUCCCCGGAGGUUUUAGAUCUCCCAGAAAAAACCCCCUCAACAAAUGGAGAGAAAUAAGAAAACUUCUCUGCUGGUUCUUCUCGCUGUGCUUCAAGUCCUCAGCGCCAGGAAGGAUGAUUGUCCCGACCAGCCAGAUAAAAAUCUCACCUGCUACACUGACUACUUCCGGUACAUCACUUGUGUGUGGAACAGUGCGUCUGAGCACAGAGAGGCUCCGUGCACACUUCACGCCAAAAGGGUGGUUGCUAAUCCGAAUCGUGUAUACAGCGCUUCCUGUGACCUGGAGCCCGCUCAUGUGUCCGGACCGGCGCUGAGGAAGUGCACCUUGGACUUCGAACGUGAUGGCAUUUUCCAGUCCUUCCACAACCUGUCCAUAAACCUGGAUUGUGCCCCUGCCAAGCAUAUUUUGAAAAUUUUCUUCAUGCCAGCCUGCCACAUCAAGCUGGAUCCUCCAGGUAAACCGGCUAUCAACGGCACCACCGCUUCCUGGCUCUCCGAAGCGCGGAGUAAUACAAUAAUCGAAUUGUACAGCACCCAGCUGCAGUGGAAAAGAUGGGAUCAGUCAUGGAGUAAAAAGCAGCCAAAAAGCAAAAGCUGUGAUCGGUACUGCAAGGCACAGCUGGACGAAGACUUGCUCACACUCGAAGAGAAGCACGAGGCACGUGUUCGAGUUCAGGCUGUUGUGGAAGGGGGCGUGUCAACGUGGAGUGAAUGGAGCCCCACUGCAUCAUGGGUGUCCCCUGUGGGAAUCACAAGACCACCAUCACAACUAAUAUCAAGUUUAACUGGAGGCAUAUUGGCCAUGAUCAUCGUGGGUGCAGCGCUGGCCUUGAUUCUGGCCGUCAUGCUCUUUAGGCAUGAAAAAGCCUCUUGGGUUUACGGGAAGAUCAGAGGUCCAGACCCUGGAAAAUCCUUCCUUAAAGAUGUAAAUUUCCAGGAUUGGUUUAGCCCUCACUUCACAAAAGAGUCCUUUCUCUCCAUGAAAGUGGAGGAUAUCUCCUCCGUGGAAGUGAUCUCCUCCGUGGAUACACCUCAUGGCGCUCGUCACAGUCUGGGUGACGGCAAAAAUGCAGAACAGGAUAUAGAGGAAGAAAGAGUGAAAGCACUGGAGAUGCUACUGUUGCUUUCCAAAGGCAACAACAACAGUGAGCCAUUGCCAGUCGUUUCUGACUAUGAGAAUGUCGAGAAGCUCCAGGUCGAAUGCAUGAGGCUCCAGAGUCUAGAUUCAGGGAUGUGCAGUGGUGAAGAGGUCAGUCAAGAGAGUCUGGAGGCAGAUAACGUCAGUGCAAAUGAGAGUUAUGACAAAGCGCCGGAGGAGAAAGAGGGAGGGAGCGGAAUAGUCGAUUUUCACAAACUGUUUGGAGGCAGUGGAAGCGUUUUUGGCAAAGGGUCAAUUCAGGUUUGUUCCGAUUAUGAGCAAGUGCAGAAGCUGCAGCCUGAGAGCCCAGAGCUCCCCAGCCUGGAUUCAGGGGUUAGCAGUGGGGGUGAGGAGCGGGUGAGUCACGAGGAGAGCCUGGACGACGUCGACAAGACCAGCGAAUUCACACACUUCCUGUUUCCUCCACCUCUCGCUUCCAGUGCUUUACCACAUUCAGGGAUCUCUUUCCCACAACAGCCGCUUAAGUUCUCUGGUCUGAGUCCCAGUCCAAGUCUUAGACCCUCCGGUGACGGAUAUAUGCCAGCGAAACAGGAACCGUGUUGAAAAUAUACUGAAACCUUUUCAUCCAUCACAUGAAAUAUGAAUCACACGAUGACAGCUGGAGACAUUUAGCUCAUGCAAGUGCUGAAUAGUUCGGCCGUUUGCAGAAAUGAAACGUUUGACUGUCACAUAUGAAGAACGUGGCAGGAAACUUUCCAGUCAGACUUUCCACUUUAGUGCUCUCCGACUAAUUUCAGCUGAGAUGACCCAGAGUUCAGUGCAGGUGUGAAAGCAACACGUAUCAUAGAUUUAUGAAAUGAGCAAUGUCUUUCAAUGAAGGGAUGACACUCUUGAAAAAAGAAACAAGCUUAUUUCCAGUCUAUUUGAUAUUCUUUUACUGUGUUUUUAUAACCUUCUGAUAAAUGUCUAUUUUGUUGUAGUACAAAUUUACAUUUAUUACAUGUAAAUGAGUCUCAGUGAUGUUUGAAACAGCCGAUAUCUUUCAUGUAUAUAUAUAGAUAUAUAUAUCAGUAUCUAUUUUAUUUAAAAUGCUCCAAUUGAAGUUCUAUAU